Molecule: messenger RNA, 1562 nt
Organism: Lotus japonicus
Lineage: Eukaryota; Viridiplantae; Streptophyta; Magnoliopsida; Fabales; Fabaceae
Product: plasmodesmata-located protein 7
Exons: 3
Coding region: 263-1090 (275 amino acids)
Cellular component (GO): plasmodesma
Source: RefSeq, a predicted model, not a curated record
GGGGAUCUACGAGUCUUCUCUUCUCCAUUUACCAAACACUAGCUAAUAUACUAUCAAUUAUCAAAUCAAACCCACCAUGAUUAUCAUUGUCCAUUAGCUAGAAACACAACAUGCAUAUAUUUCUGUACUCAUGCCAUGCGAGGUUCAACUUCUAACUCUUAUUAUAUAAGAAUAUAUAUCAACCUCUCUCUUACUACGUACGUCAACACAUAUUCAACUUCUGGCUAGCUCGUUCCUUCUCUCAUCACACUCACACUCACACAUGGCCAAAACCAAAACGAGCCUCUCUCUCUUAAUCUUCGCCAAUCUCAUUGUUCUUUCACUCUCGUCUUCCCAGCUAGACUUGUUCCUCUACGGCGGGUGCACACAGCAAAGGUACACCCCAAACUCCCCAUACGAGCUCAACCUCAACUCGCUCCUCACCUCCCUCGUCAACUCAGCCACCUACUCCUCCUACAACAACUACACCGUUGUAGGUGCUGACGAUGUCGCCUACGGCCUCUACCAGUGCCGCGGUGACAUCUCCAUGCCGGACUGCGCCACCUGCAUCUCCCGCGCGGUCUCUCGUGCUGGAGUCUUGUGUCAGGAGGCGCGCGGUGGCGCAGUCCAGCUCGAGGGAUGCUACGUGAAGUACGACAAUGCCAAGUUCUUGGGGGCCGAAGACAAGACAGUGGUGCUGAGGAAGUGCGGGCCCUCCGCCGGGUACAGCCUCGGCGAGAGGGAUGCGGUUCUGUCCGGGCUCGCGGGCUCGGGCGGGUACUUUCGGGUUGGUGGGGCAGGCGGGUUGACGGGCGUGGCGCAGUGCACCGGGGAUUUGAGCUAUGCGGAGUGCCAGGAUUGCGUUUCGGAGGCUAUCCGCCGGCUGAGGAGCGAGUGCGCUGCUGCGGAUUACGGAGAUAUGUUCUUGGUCAAGUGUUACGCCAGGUACUCCAAUGCUGGGGCCCAUGCUUACACCAAGGCCCAUGGUAAAUCGAACAACAGCGAUGGUGAGAAGACAUUUGCCAUAAUUAUUGGAUUACUAGCAGGUGUAGCUAUACUUGUUAUUUUCCUUGCUUUCGUGAGGAGGAUUUGUGGGGGACAAGGUAAAUAAAUAAAUUAAAAGUUUGUCAACCUCAGUAGCAUCGCAUUGGUCAUGAGCCACUGAACAACUCUCAGCCUUCUCCAUUAAUUGCUUUGCUUUUGGAACCUCUUUUGCUUUCUGUAUCUUGACAACGGCUUAUCUUUUUCCCCUCAAUCUCUUUAAUUAUCUUCAUCUUUAUAUUAUAAAAUUACAUUCAAAUUAAAGAGGAGUUUGAUGAGGAUAUCAUGUUAGAAAAGAAUGCAGGAUGGGGACACUGGUUUAAAUACAAAAGGCAAAAGGAACGAGGAACAAAAGAGAACUAAAAAAGAUUCUGUGUGUGAUGUCUCAUCAUCCUUUCUUGCCAAGAAUUAAUUGUAUCAUUCUUUUGUUUUUUAAAGUAGUAAAAGAUUCCAUCUCCCUUUUUGUGUAUCCUCGAUCGGUAUAUGCUACCAUGAAUUUUUAGGUAUAUCUGAUAUAUAAGAGAAUUUUCGUGUUUUUCUUC